AUGUAUUCUCCAGGCCUCUCGCGCCUCGAAACAUUGCCCAACGAGCUCAAGCUUCUUAUCAUCAACUAUGUCAACACCAGCAGCCAAGUUUCGCUAGCAUGCGUGUCGAAGACCAUCCACCCUGUUGUCGAGGACGUGCUCUACAAAUCGGUAUGGAUCGAGAAGCCAAACAAAAUGAAGAUCGUAUUCCCUAUUGCGAGCUUCUUGCGAACGAUCCUGUCGCGUCCUGACUUAGCGCACAAAGUAAAGCAGGUUGCCGUAGGGGUCAGUGGAUUACAAGUCUAUGCCGAUCUGGACGACUUUUACGAAAUUCCUUUGAUCAACACGACUACGGCGACAAAAGUCGAGGGGAGAUUGGGCCAAUCCGAUCUUGUCAAAGCUGCGCUUCUGAGGUCGCCAUCGGUCGAGCGCAUGUUCAUCAACACAUCACACUUGCACAACGAGCGACUUUCGCGAAUCUAA
Messenger RNA from Alternaria arbusti, 462 nucleotides. RefSeq lists its product as uncharacterized. NCBI's taxonomy places the organism in Eukaryota, Fungi, Ascomycota, Dothideomycetes, Pleosporales, Pleosporaceae. The record is from RefSeq and is a predicted model, not a curated record. The transcript has 2 exons. Gene Ontology annotation, molecular function: protein binding. The coding region runs from base 1 to 462 and encodes 153 amino acids.